AUGGAAAAAGUGUCAAAAGAAGUGUCAAUUGAAACACAGAACCCGCUCCGACAGAAUGCUCCAAGCCCUCUACAUGCCGACACGCACAAAGAAGUCGCAGUCUCACCCCGACCAAACGUCGAACACAGCAUGAACAAGGACAGUACCCUGGAAGUCGAUAACCGGGACUGCACACUAGAGUUCAGCGAUCGAAACUGCAACCUGGAGCUCAAUCAAUUUGCCGAUGACAAACACACAGAGAAGCAAGUUGAGGCCGGAGUUGGAGCUUCAGCUCCAGCUACAGACAAAAACGAGACAAAUGCGAGUGGACGCCAGUCUGCUGCAGAUGAAAAACAAGAUCCGGAGUCUCAGUCAGUGACAGAGACGGUCAGACGUCAGAGAUAUCGUCGGCGAGAGUGGAUUAUCGCUGGUUCAGUUUUUGCUACUGUUAUCCUUCUUGUUGUUAUUAUUGUUCCUUCUGUGAUAUUUGGGACUCGUCAUUAUAAGCCCCACUAUGAGCAGCCUUCGAAUCCGUAUAUUGCAUGA
Messenger RNA from Penicillium coprophilum, 525 nucleotides. RefSeq lists its product as uncharacterized. The transcript has a single exon. Bases 1 to 525 code for a protein of 174 amino acids. Lineage: Eukaryota; Fungi; Ascomycota; Eurotiomycetes; Eurotiales; Aspergillaceae. The record is from RefSeq and is a predicted model, not a curated record.